This is a messenger RNA of Pseudovirgaria hyperparasitica, 1958 nucleotides long. RefSeq names its product family 57 glycosyltransferase. The record is from RefSeq and is a predicted model, not a curated record. Lineage: Eukaryota; Fungi; Ascomycota; Dothideomycetes; Acrospermales; Acrospermaceae. Gene Ontology annotation, molecular function: dolichyl pyrophosphate Glc1Man9GlcNAc2 alpha-1,3-glucosyltransferase activity. Gene Ontology annotation, biological process: protein N-linked glycosylation. Bases 46 to 1545 code for a protein of 499 amino acids. The transcript is spliced from 8 exons. Gene Ontology annotation, cellular component: endoplasmic reticulum membrane.
GACCUCUGCCAUCCACGGAGUGCUGCAUCCGUCACCCACGAUCCGAUGGACGAACUCUAUCCAUCCAUAUCUCAAUGCGCCGUGGUCGCCACGGUCCUCAAAGUAUUGCUCUUUCCUGCGUACAAAUCUACUGACUUUGAGGUGCAUCGAAAUUGGCUUGCUCUCACCAACUCACUACCACUGAAAGAAUGGUACUUCGAGCAAACGUCUGAAUGGACUCUUGACUACCCUCCUUUCUUUGCGUACUUUGAAUGGGUGUUGUCUCAACCAGCUCGAUUUAUAGAACCGGGUCUCUUGAAUAUCAAAGCUCUAGGCUUCGAUUCAUGGAAAACGGUAUACUACCAACGAGCAACGGUACUAGCCUCUGAACUGGUCCUCGUUUUGGCCCUGUACAUAUUCGUUCAGACCUCUCCUUCAAAAAAAUUAGCGCAUGUGUCCGCUUUGUCGAUACUGCUCUCGCCCGGUCUCCUCAUCAUCGAUCACAUCCAUUUUCAAUACAAUGGAUUUCUCUAUGGUCUACUCAUUCUCUCCGUGACACUCGCUAGGAACAGGUCGACCCUGCUUCUCAGUGGCAUCAUCUUUGCCGCACUGCUCUGUCUGAAGCACAUCUAUUUGUAUCUUGCUCCAGCUUAUUUCGUCUACCUGCUUCGAGCCUACUGCUUGAGCCCCGACAACAUACUUCGUCCACGGAUUACCAAUUGUCUCAAGUUAGGUAUUAGCAUUGGUGUCAUAUUUGUGGCAUCCUUCGGACCAUUUGCAUAUUUCAAUCAGAUUCCGCAAGUGCUGAGCCGACUUUUCCCGUUCUCUAGGGGCUUGUGUCAUGCAUACUGGGCGCCGAACAUUUGGGCUAUGUACUCAUUUACUGACAGGGUUCUUAUAUACUUGGCUCCUUACAUAGGCUUGAAUGUUGACGCAGCCGCGCUGAGUAGUGUUACUCGAGGAAGAGUUGGUGAUACUUCUUUCGCUGUUCUACCAGAUGUCACUCCUGGCACAACAUUCAUUAUUACCCUGACUUUCCAGAUUAUUUGUCUCAUCAAGCUGUUCCUCAAACCUUCCUGGGAAGGUUUUGUCGGAGCGGUGACACUCUGCGGUUAUGCCUCAUUUCUAUUCGGGUGGCAUGUUCACGAGAAAGCCAUAUUGCUUGUCAUCAUUCCCUUUAGCUUGCUUGCACUCAAAGACAGAAGAUACUUAGGCGCCUUCAGGCCGCUAGCAGUCGCCGGCCACGUCUCGCUUUUCCCGCUCCUCUUCACGGCAGGCGAAUUUCCGAUAAAGAUUAUCUAUACGAUCUUCUGGUUGAUCUUGUUUUUACUUGCAUUUGACCGACUGGCACCAGCAUCAUCUCGUCAACGAAUAUUCCUCCUCGACAGAUUUUCACUGCUCUAUAUUGCCGUUUCGAUCCCGCUUAUCGCUUACUGCUCUCUAUUGCACCGGAUCAUCUUUGGGCCCAGGCUUGAGUUUCUACCUCUUAUGUUCAUUAGCUCAUAUUCCGCGAUUGGUGUGGUUGGAAGCUGGGUCGGAUUUUCCGUCGUAUAUUUUUCUCAAUAGAUCUCUAAGAACCUCUCCGUAGUAAACUCUACAUAGUCUCCUUGAGGAGCGGAGGUCGUCUAAGGCAUAUAUCUUUUCAAAUACAAGCUAAGAAAUCCCUUUAAAGCAUCUUGGACAUUCUCUGGGCCGAUGAAAAUAUGAUAAUGAGCAUUUCGGGAGUCUUACGACUCACACCGUCCUGACCGCAGCCUAUUUAUAGUGAUUAUCGUGCCAAGAAGCGACCGGAUUCUCCCCUUUAGAAAUCAAGACCUCUACGGUGACAGUUGAACACAUUAAAUGACUGCGUUGUGGACUUUCAUAGAAAGCUUGCCAAGUUCAACUCAUAAAGUUGUGCUACAGGAAUCGGUUGAGGCCUUGUCAAAAGUGCUUUAUGUGGUUCCAUAUUUGAGCUGAUAGAAACAAGCGCUACGGUG